AUGAUGGACGACCUUGAUGUUGCUGAUAACAAGAACCUUUGGAAAUACGUAGACGAUUCAACUACGUCUGAAGUCAUAAAUAAAGAUCAACCUAGUAUAAUGCAAGCGUAUGUCAACGAAUUCUCUUCAAAAUCCAGAAGUGAUGGUAUGCAGUUAAAAGAGUCCAAAUGCAAGGAACUUCGAAUAAGUUUCUCAACUGUAAGAGAGAGUUUUGAUCCUAUUAUUAUCAACGACAAGAACAUCGAAGUAGUCCAGUGUGAAAAACUACUCGGUUUAACCAUCUCCGACAACCUCAAAUGGAAUAAACAUAUUGAGACUGUAUGCAAGAAGAUUUCAACUCGUCUAUACUUCUUGCGACAAUUGAAACGGGCAAAGUUACCAUCCAAGGAUCUUCUCUUGUUCUAUGUUACUUGUAUUCGGCCGGUUGCUGAAUACGCGUGCGAAGUAUUCCACGAUUCCCUUACAAAAUACCUGUCAGACGAUCUCGAAAGAUUACACGCCGAGCUUGCAGAAUAA
Molecule: messenger RNA, 516 nt
Organism: Dendronephthya gigantea
Lineage: Eukaryota; Metazoa; Cnidaria; Anthozoa; Malacalcyonacea; Nephtheidae
Exons: 1
Coding region: 1-516 (171 amino acids)
Molecular function (GO): methyltransferase activity; 2-oxoglutarate-dependent dioxygenase activity
Source: RefSeq, a predicted model, not a curated record